AAACAUUAGAGGCUGGUGGCAAAUCAAAUAGUUUCGGAACCAUCUCAUGGCUCUGCUUCAAGAUGACAGUUAUCGAGCGGAGCUGCUUUCAGAUCUUCAAGCAGACUACACAAAGUUUUUCACAAUGGCAGAGAGAGAGCUAGAGGGAAUAUCAAAGACCAAGCCAGUCGAUCAAUACGUGAGACUACAGAAAAUAGGGCAGGGUACGUUUGGGGAGGUAUUUAAGGUGCGGCAUAAAUCAACAAAACAGCAUUUUGCACUGAAACGAAUUCGGAUGGAACAAGAAAAGGAAGGAGUAUGUAGCUUAUUUAACACAUCAAUUUUAAAGUUUCCCAUUACUGCUUUACGAGAGAUACGCAUAUUGCAAUCCCUUAAUCAUGAAAAUAUAGUGUGUCUAAAGGAAAUAUGCCACAGUCCACCGAAUGCUGGUAAUGGAUUCAAACCACAAUUCUAUCUUGUUUUUGAGUUUUGUGAUCAUGAUCUUGCUGGUUUAAGUCAGCAGAUAGAUUUCACUGAACCAGUCAAAAAGGCAAUAAUGAAACAACUACUCACUGGUGUUUUCUACUUGCAUCUAAACAAUGUUCUCCAUCGGGAUUUAAAAGCUGCGAACAUAUUGAUUGAUAAGAACGGCAUUCUUAAAAUAGCAGAUUUUGGUCUGGCUCGGACCACUGUUGCCUCUAUUCGUCCUGAUCGCCCAACACGUUAUACUGGACGAGUUGUUACUUUGUGGUAUCGACCUCCUGAAAUUCUCCUAAAUGACCGCCAUUAUGGAAAGCCUGUAGAUAUGUGGGGUGCUGGUUGUAUUAUGGCUGAGUUAUGGACAAAGUAUCCUAUUAUGCAGGGGGACAACGAGAUUAGUCAGUUGAACCUUAUCAUUAAUCUCUGCGGAUCUAUAACACCUGAAAUAUGGCCAGGUGUAGAACGUUUGGAAACAUUCAGAGAAGCUCGUCUACCUCAAGACAUUAAACGACAUGUUCGAGAGAAAUUGACCCCCAAAAUUUCUUCUCUUGCUGCUGUAGAUCUCAUUGAUCAAUUACUUGUCUUGGAUCCCAGCAAACGUCUUGAUGCUGAGCAGGCGCUUUCACAUGACUAUUUUUAUGAAGAUCCUCCCGUAGGUGAUUUGCGAUCUUUUUCCAAAUCCGGGACAUCUUAUCUGGAAUUCUUGUCGUCAAAUAACGCUCGUGGUCGUAUGUUACAGGGAGCAAAUCGUCCAGGAAUUGUACGUGGCCCAGUUGUUGGGCCUGGGCAGCAAAUGAAUUAUCUUAAUGGGCCUGGCAUCAUGCAUCCUAAUCGUCGUCCACCCUUACCAGAUGACAAUUCGUAUUAUGAGCGUGUUUUUUAGUCUGGUGUGCUUGUGUCUACAAUACUUUUUGAAAUAUUUCUUUCAAAACUCAUAUGUAAAUAGUUCACUUUGAUCUUUAAUCUCAUUUUCCCUCUUUUUUGUCUAUGUUUACUUUGGGAUUGACUCCGUUUUUUAUCUUUUCAUGCCAUGCAAUCUGAAUGCCAUAAACACUUGGUAUUUGUACCUUUAUUUCGAUGUAUUCAUUCUAUUUUGCGCAAUAAUGUUUGCAACUCAUUGCAUGUGACAAAUGUAUUUAAUAUACUCUAUAGAAGUAUUGGGAUUCUAUCUACUUACUUCGACUACUAGUCACUUGUGUAAACUAGUGUCCUAUUGUAGUAAAGAAUAUUACUUCUGAGAACGUG
Molecule: messenger RNA, 1704 nt
Organism: Schistosoma spindalis
Lineage: Eukaryota; Metazoa; Platyhelminthes; Trematoda; Strigeidida; Schistosomatidae
Source: the annotation of a GenBank genome assembly